Pelagomonas calceolata is the source of this 2294-nucleotide messenger RNA. Lineage: Eukaryota; Pelagophyceae; Pelagomonadales; Pelagomonadaceae. The record is from the annotation of a GenBank genome assembly.
AGAAAGUGGGCGGGCAGCUUUAAUGGAGGCAGCCGACGAGGCGCAAGGACCGGGAACCAGCACUAAUGCGCCAUCUCCUGCUCGCAUGCAUCGCCGGGGCAGCCCGCGGCAGCAGGCUAGCCAUCGAUUUCAGCACCGACGAGGCGUUUAGCAUCACAAUCGAUGGCACACAGUGGCUCCACGGCGGCGGCGCGAGCCUAAGACAACAACGGCUCCGACCCAGCGGUCCGUGGCGACCGAUCAAAGGCGCCGACGCGCGAGGAAAGUACAAGGGCCGCGCGCGGCGCUACGGCGCGCUCGAGGCGAGCUACGCUCUAUAUGACAACGCCGUCGUCUUCACGCAGCGGUUCCCCGACGGCGCCACCGUGUCGCCGCGCGGCGUCGAGGGGUUGGCCAGCGAGUGGCCCGUGCUCGGGCCGAGCGCGCAACGGCUCGGCGUCUUGACCUUUGGCGGCCGGUUCAUGGAGACGAGCCGUGCGACGAAGUGGACCGGCGCGGGCUCGGUCGAGAGCGGCGCCUACGGCGGGCCUUUCGUGCUCUUCGACGGGAAAGGCGACGCGCUGGUCGUCUCGGCUGCCACGGAGUUUGCAGCACACUCGCACGCAGCCUCAACGCAAAACGCUUCGGCCGUCGCCUUCGGCGUGCUCGGGUCCGUGACCAAAAUCCCCAGAGGCUUCGCCGUGGCGACGGUGCUCACGCUGGGUCAGGAAGGUAUUACAUCAGCCGUGCGAACCCACGGCCGGGCCCUCCUGGCCGGCACGGUCCGCCCGCCCGACUACGCGACGCGUUAUUUAGGCUACUCGACGGACAACGGCGCCUACUAUUACUACAAUCCAAGCAAGGACUACGGGACGACGCUGCGGGCGGUCCGCGCCUACGCCCAACGCGAGCGGAUCCCCUACCGCUACGCUCUCCUGGAUAGCUGGUGGUAUGAAAAAGGCUCGGGCGACGGAGUCCGCAACUGGUCCUGCACCGCGCAAGCGUUCCCGCAAGGGUGUCAGGGUCUCUCGGAAGAGCUCGAUUGGAGGUUCAUGCUACAUAAUCGCCAAUGGAGCUCCGACAACGUCUACCGGGGCGCCUAUGACUUUGCGGUGGAGCCGCCGCUGGCGCUGCCCCUCGAGCAGCGGUUCUGGGACGACCUCAUGCGCAACGCGUCCGACUGGGGUAUGAUUGUCUACGAGCAGGACUGGCUCUACACGGAGUUCCUCGGUUUGAAUGCCACUCUUCUGCAGUCGGCGACGGGCGCGAGAAAGUGGCUCACGCAAAUGUCGACCGCGGCGUCCCGCGUGGGCGUGACGGUCCAGUACUGCAUGGAGAUGGCCCGUCUCGUUCUCCAGAGCGCGACCCUGCCAGCCGUGACGCAGAUCCGCGCCUCCGACGACUACAACCCCGCGGGCGAUUCUGGAAAUUGCACGCCGCCAGCGUGCAACCCGCCCGUACAAGUAGAUACCUACUACAUCGGCACGACGUCUUUAUUAGCUUGGGCGCUGGACCUAGCGCCGUCGAAGGACAGCUUCUGGUCGACGUCGGCCCAACCGGGCAAUCCUUACGGUGAUGUGGCCGAGCGCUACCCCGCGAUGCAGGCCGCCGUCGCCGCGCUGUCGCGGGGACCGGUCCAGGUCUCGGACGGCGUCGGGUACUCCGAUCGCGAGCUGAUUAUGCGGACCUGCGACGAGGCGGGGCGUCUUCUUCAGCCGUCGCGGCCCGCGACGGCGUUAGACGCUGCCUUCCACCGCUCUGCGGGAGUCGGCGACGGUCCACUCGCCAGAUUUCCAAACGUUUUGCCCAUCACGGCCACGCAUACGCGCAUCGACGGCUGGAAAUGGGCCCAUAUUCUUGUGAUCAACCUCGAGGAGCCGUUUAUGCUCCUGCCGGCGCAUCUCAGACCAACCGACCUGGGCGCCGGCGAGCACGUCGCCUACUCUCUCGCGGCCGCGUCGACGGCGUCGCAGCGACGUGGUGAUGCCUUGUCCGUGCUCGGAGAUUUUCGGGACGGCAUAGCCAUCCCGGCCUGCGGCGCGGGCGACUUCCGCCUCUACCACGUCGCGCCGCGGCUCGCGAACGGCUGGGCCUACCUCGGCGAGCUCUCAAAGUUCGUCCCCGUCGCCGAGGCCCGCACGCGGUCUUUGCGGUUCGACGUCAAUAGCGUGUCUGUCUCGCUCUCUGGCGCAGCGAGCGAGGAAGUUGUUGUCACGUUCCUCGCGCCGAACGGGACCGUGGUCUCCGCGGAGUGUGUGUUGUCGGCCGCAGGGCUCGGGGAGGUGAUUGUGGGUUAAGUAUGUCAUGUGCGAGUA